CCCGUGCAGAGUAUGCUCACUGGGUUGAUGUAUCACAGGCCUGACGACCCUGUUGACUUCCUGCAAGGUUGCUUGAAGAAGGUGAAGGAACUCGGUGGACCAGACAAAGUACGAUGGGACUCCUUCGUUGCUCAGGAGAAGAGGGCCUUGCCCCCUCUCAAUGGCUGUCAGAACCGGAGAUCGCUCUUCAGGAAUGUUCUGCCUGAGAGUCCCAAUUUUGCGUAUCGGCGUUACGAUCGCUUGCCACCAAUUCACCAGUUGUCUAUCGAGAGCGACACAGAUCUGUCUGAAACUGCCGAACUUAUCGAGGAGUACAUAGUGUUCGACCCUACCAAAGCUCGCCCAUGGAUUAUCCUACUUAUAGGCGGCCCUGGCAGUGGCAAGGGCACCCAGAGCCUGAAAGUUGCCCAGCGGUACGGAUUUGAGUACAUUUCAGUGGGAAAGCUACUCAGAGAGAAAAUGAUCCACAAUGCGACCUGUAACAGGAAGUGGAGACUGAUAGCUAAAAUUAUCACCAACGGGGAACUAGCACCUCAGGAAACCACGAUCACUGAGAUAAAGCAGCGUUUGAUGCAGCUCACGGACACCCAAGGAAUUGUGAUUGAUGGAUUCCCAAGAGACGUGGCCCAGGCAUUAUCCUUUGAGGAUCAGAUAUGCACCCCGGAUUUGGUGGUAUUCCUCGCAUGCACCAAUCACCAAUUAAAGAAGAGGCUGGAAACAAGGGCAGCACAGCAAGGUCGUCCUGAUGACAAUCCAAAAGCCAUUCAGAGGCGAUUGACCACCUUCAAGCAAAACACCAUUCCAUUGGUCAAGUACUUUCAGGAAAGGGGUCUGAUUGUUACACUAGACGCAGGCAGAGAUGAAGAGGAGGUGUUUUAUGAUUUAUCAGUUGCAGUGGAUAAAAGGCUGUUCCCUACCAAGGACCCAGUGGCAGGGCCCAGUGAACUUGACCUCAGUUUAUUGGCAGACUCCACUGACUCUGUGGGUGAUGACUCAGAAUUUGAAGAUCAGGUGAAUGAAGUGCCUACAGCAGCAGAAGACAGUAAAACAGAAGAAGAUGUGAAGAACACAGUGACCAUCUUUGUUAUCGGUGGUCCUGUAUCUGGGAGACGAGCACAGUGCAAGAGAGUAGCAGCAGAGUAUGGCUUCACCUACCUGUCCAUGGAGGACCUCACCCAGGAUGUGAUGGGUUUCGGGCCAGAGAGGAGAGGGGAGACUAAGGAAACUGAAACGUGUGAGAAGCUGGUGCCUCAGGUUGCCGAUUGGUGGGCUGGGGGUUUGGGUGAUCUGUUGGUUUUUAUGCAAGGGAUGGGUUAG
Molecule: messenger RNA, 1317 nt
Organism: Hypanus sabinus (Atlantic stingray)
Lineage: Eukaryota; Metazoa; Chordata; Chondrichthyes; Myliobatiformes; Dasyatidae
Gene: ak5
Product: adenylate kinase 5
Exons: 11
Coding region: 13-1317 (434 amino acids)
Biological process (GO): nucleoside triphosphate biosynthetic process
Cellular component (GO): cytoplasm; cytosol
Molecular function (GO): ATP binding; AMP kinase activity
Source: RefSeq, a predicted model, not a curated record